Messenger RNA from Xiphias gladius (swordfish), 1240 nucleotides. RefSeq names its product small integral membrane protein 10-like protein 2A. NCBI's taxonomy places the organism in Eukaryota, Metazoa, Chordata, Actinopteri, Istiophoriformes, Xiphiidae. The record is from RefSeq and is a predicted model, not a curated record. The transcript is spliced from 2 exons. Bases 24 to 224 code for a protein of 66 amino acids.
CCGCCGGGGCAGCCUUCGCCUUUAUGGCGGGUCUGACUCAUUUAGUGCUCCGGUUUUCGGGCUCCGCGGGUCGGUCCUACGGAGCGUUUUCCAAAGGCUUGACGAGGACUUUGUUGAUAUUUUUCGAUCUCGCAUGGCGACUGCGAAUCAGGUUCCCCUAUAUCUACCUCGUCGCCUCGAUGAUGUUUAAUGUCAGAUUACAGGUACACAUUGAAAUCCACUGAUCAAUUUUCAGUGCCGGCAUUUGGACUCAGAGCAAUACGUUGUGAGCCCUGCCAUGUUUCAGUCCUGUAAGAAGAAGAAGAAGAAGAAAAAAAACAAAAACUGGCUGGUGCUGCGCAGCGAAGUGUGGAGGGGGAAAUCUAAUUCUGCAAACUGGUGUGACAAUGCAAAAUGUGACUCAGCCGGUUGUUUCGGUCUGUCCUGGUCACACAAGCCCAGUGUCCUUUGCAGGGGAAGGACAGCAGUGACUUCUGCAAAAAUUAGCCGAGGUGAGCGCUGAAGAGAUGCUUCACAAUCACCUUUUCUGACUUGCCGCCUGAGAUUCGGGAGCCGCUUGCCCUGUCUGUGAGGACUGUGUCGGAUGAAGGGUGGAUUUUAACCCUGCCUUCUCUCUGGAUGUCGAGGAUUGAGGCAUGGAUUUGAACACGACAAGGGAUGAUUGUUGCCGUGGAACUUUGUAGCUUCUGAUAUGUAUGUUUAUUAGGCACUCAGUGUAAACAUCUCACAGAAAAAACUGGAACCAUUUCACUUUAAUUUAUAAAGUAAAUAUCUACACCGCAUGAUGCAAAAAAGCAUGUUUUUUGCCCUCUGUGGCUUGGACACUUUAUUGGGGUUGAGGUUGGGGUUGGGGUUGGGGUUAGCUGUAUAAACGGUACAUGGUCUUUCAGCAGAGGUUUGCUGUGGGAUAACACCACAGCUACCGCAACUGUUCUACUGGGAAUUCACAGUCUUACAGUAAGUGCAGUCUCAAAGGGAAUCACUGCAUGUCUUCUUUGUGUUCGUACACACAGGUUGUCAUAUUCAUUGUUGUGUUUCUGCCAGAGGCACUGGCAAGGUGACAGUUGUGAGGAAUGUUACCUUCAAAACUAUUUUUGUAGCUGCAUUUGUCCCGAGUGUUUAUCUCUGUGAUAAAUGUGUAUGUGGGGUUUUGAAGUCAAAGAAUUGAGGAUGAGGAUGAUUAAGUUUGAAAAGUAAUAAAUUAAUGAAAUCACUAUUCUCAGCCCUUUUUGUAAUUCUU